CCCAGUCAACCGGCUAUUUCGAGCUGCAGCUGAUCUCCGUGGAGAAUGUAAACGGCGAGUUGGCGGACCGGAGAGUGCUGCGACGGCUCAGGAGCUCCCAGGACCUGCGCUGCACUCGAGACGAGUGCGACACUUACUUCAAUAUCUGCCUGAAGGAGUUCCAGACAGAGGUCAACACCAACGGGGUGUGCACGUUCGGAUCUGGAUCUACGCAAGUUCUCGGUGGAAAUAUGUUUUCUUUUAAGGGCGCCCAAGAAUAACCCGAAAAAAUCGACGAGGCUGGCAAGAUAUUCAUCCCGUUCCAAUUUGCAUGGCCGCGGACAUACACGUUGAUCGUGGAGGCCUAUGACUCGGACAACGGCACACGAAACAAUGAACAGGAACUGCUGAUUGAACGCAGCACUCACACUGGUAUGAUCAACCCCGGUGACCCCUGGCAGACCAUCCUGCACGACGGGCCGGUUGCUCGCCUCAUCUACCGCAUCAGAGUGCGCUGUGAUGAAAACUACUACAGCAGCAAGUGCAACAAGCUGUGCAGCCCCCGAAACGACUACUUCGGUCACUACCGCUGCGAGGCCUCAGGAAACCGGGUGUGCCUGGACGGCUGGAUGGGCACAGACUGCGGGACAGCGAUCUGCAAGCAGGGCUGCAACCUGUUACACGGCGUCUGCUCUGUCCCAGGAGAGUGCAAGUGUAACUAUGGCUGGCAGGGCCAAUUCUGUGAUGAAUGUGUGCUGUAUCCCGGCUGUGUCCAUGGGACCUGCAACAUGCCGUGGCAGUGUAACUGUGAGAGGAACUGGGGAGGCCUGCUGUGUGAUAAAGAUCUGAACUACUGCGGUCGACACCAGCCGUGCGUUAACGGAGGAACCUGCAUGAACACCGAACCAGACGAGUACUUCUGUGCCUGUCCACAGGGAUACUCUGGGAAGACCUGCCACAUAGCCGAGCACGCCUGUGCGUCUGAUCCCUGCGCUAACGGUGGAACGUGUCACGAAGUCGACGAAGGGUUCGAGUGCCAGUGUCCUCCAGGCUGGGAGGGUCCCACCUGUGCCAACAACUUGGACGAGUGUGCCUCCAACCCCUGCGCCCGGGGAGGGACCUGUAUUGACCUGGAGGAUGGCUACGAGUGUGUGUGUCCUCCUCAGUGGGAGGGAAAGACAUGCCAGAUAGAUAUCAAAGGCUGCCAUGGUCAGUGCAAGAAUGGAGCAACAUGCACAGAGGGCUCGAGGGGAUACCACUGCCAGUGCCCACCAGGUUUUGUUGGCAUUCACUGCGAGAUCCAGAGAAAUAAGUGUGAGAGCAAACCGUGCCAGAACGGAGGGCAGUGUCAUGCGGUGCUGGACGGUUUUGUGUGCCAGUGCCCGCCAGAGUUCGCUGGACAGCUGUGUGAGAUCUCUAGCUGGUCCCCCUCUGAUGCCUGUGAUCCAAACCCUUGUGAGAACGGCGCAAACUGUCACAGCAUGGAGCAGGACUUCUACUGCGCCUGUCCCGAAGGCUACGAGGGAAAGACGUGUGAGCGACUCAAAGACGACUGCCAAACAACACUGUGUCAAGUGAUUGACAGCUGCACUGUUGCUAUAGCAACCAACGACUCAGCCGGAGUGCGACACAUCUCUUCAAACGUCUGUGGCCCGCGAGGACGUUGCAUUAGCCAGCCGGGCGGAAACUUCACCUGUGUGUGUGACCCGGGAUUUAACGGUGUCUACUGUCAUGAGAACAUUAACGACUGUAUCAACAACCCCUGUGGAAACGGAGGGACCUGCAUCGAUGGAGUGAACUCAUUUCAGUGCUUCUGCCCUGACGGCUGGGAGGGUCGACUCUGUGACCUCAAUGUGAACGAGUGCAGACACAACCCGUGUAAGAACGGCGGACGCUGUGUGGACCUGGUGAACGACUUCUACUGCGAGUGUGCCGACAACUGGAAGGGCAAGACCUGCCAUUCCAGUGAGAGCCAGUGUGACCCGACCACCUGCAGUAAUGGAGGCACCUGCUUCGACCAUGGAGAUGUGUUCCGCUGUGCUUGCCCACCUGGCUGGGGAGGAAACACAUGUAACACAGCUAAGAACAGCACAUGUGCCUCCAGCCCGUGUUCUAAUGGUGGCACCUGUGUGGGAGGAGGAGACACCUUCACCUGCAUCUGUAAGGAGGGCUGGGAAGGUCCCACCUGUGGCCAAAAUAUAAAUGACUGCAACCCUCAUCCAUGUUACAACGGCGGGAUCUGUGUGGAUGGAGUCAACUGGUUUCGAUGUGAGUGUGCUCCUGGCUUUGCUGGACCAGACUGCAGAAUCAACAUAAACGAGUGCCAGUCUUCACCCUGUGCCUACGGUUCCACCUGCGUGGACGAGAUCAACGGUUUCCGCUGCAUCUGUCCGCUUGGCAGAACAGGAGCUCGAUGCCAAGAGUUCAUAGGUAUUGGGAGAACUUGUCACUAUGCCGGGCUGCAGUUUCCUCACAGCAGCCGCUGGGAGGAAGAGUGCAACAGCUGCCAUUGCAUCAAUGGCAAAGUUGAGUGCACAAAGGUGCUGUGCGGCCGUCGCCCAUGCCAGCUGAAGCCAUCAGGCCAGGAUCAGAGACAUCAGUCCUGCCCGGCUGGACGAGAGUGUGUGGAGCACAGCUACCUCACCUGCUUCUCCCCACCUUGCCAUGAAUGGGGCGUUUGUUCCGUGGCUGGCCGCUCACCUCCACUAGCGACCACAAAGUGCCAGCCCAACAGCGGGCAUUUGGACAACAGCUGUGGCCGCAUAACACUUGUGUUCAACAGAGACAAAGUACCAACAGGAACAACGGUGGAGAACAUCUGCUAUGAGCUGAGGUAUCUCCCUGACACCAGAAGCCUGGCAAAAAAACACAGCCUUCUCCUGCUCUGUGACCUCUCUCAUUCUAACCAGGAUGCUGUGGAAGUGGCUAUUUCUUUCCAGCCAGAGGAUCUACCAGACCAUAGUAUGAUCCAGCAGGCAGCCACUGCCAUAGUGGGCACCUUGUCCAAACGGCACAACAGUACCAUCAUGCUUGCAGUCAUUGAGGUCAAAGUGGAAACCCAAAUCAUGUCCCCCUCAGUGGAUUAUCUGGUGCCUCUACUUUGUGUGCUCUUUUGCUUGCUCUGCCUCUUCUGCAUCAUUGUGUGUGUCUGGUGGACGCGCAAACGGAGAAAAGAGCGUGAGAGGAACGUACGAUCAGCUGACAACAAUGUAAACAACCAGUGGGAGCCGCUUCGGCUGGUCGUAGGACGUGAGCAGCAGCAGCAGCUGAAAGAAAGCAACAGGGAAGCGGAGCAGGAGCGCAAAAAGCUCAUGGGCCCCUCCUGUCGGACGUGUGAUGAUGGGGAGGAGGAGGAUGAGGAGGAGGAGACGGAAUGCGAGCUUGUGCUCGAGGAGGAGGAGGAGGACUGUGGUGGAGCAGAGGCGGGAAAGCAGCAAGUUUAUAAGUACUCUGAGACUGCAGUGCAGUCCAGUGAGGGAGUGAUCUGUACCCUGCACAGCUCCAGUUCACCCCUCAAAGCGCCUCACCGGACCCCCGGCUACAGCCCCAAAGACAACCGCUGGAAAAAUGUCCGUGCAGCCUUGACAGGUCAGAAAGACCUCAGAGACCAUUGUGUAUAAGAAAUUUAAAUAAAAGACUCGCAAUGUGGAAGUGAGAUACGCAAGAGAAGCUGCUAGGCAGCGACUAUUCUUAUUUUUGGACUACUUUUGAGAAGAAAAAGAGGCUUUCUGUUUUUAUAAGCCAUUCUUUGCUUUGUUUUCAUGUUUCAGUCACUGUCGCCUGAAAUGAUUUUUGAUUCAGGAGGCUAGAGCACAGUGAGCAUCCUUGUUUUUGCUUCUGUUCACUUUUUUUUUUUAGUGUGUACAGAGAGAGCUGAAAUUAAACAUUUUUUCAGGAGACAAGAGAAGCUCUCUGCGAUUUUUGUUUAUGGAAUUAUACCGUUAAAGAAACAAUGAAUCUUUGAAACAGAGAAAGAGAACGACCUGUAUAAAGAUUUUUUUUCUGGCUUACAGAUGAUUAUGAUUUUGUUAAAUUGUCAGCAGGCUCCUGUUUAGUGUCUGUGGCGGGGGGGAGCAGACACACAAAAGAGACGGUAAAGGAAGGGUUUGAGGGAAAAGGACUGUUGCAGCCACAGUAACAGAGGAAACCCUGCCUUUGCUCUGUCUCUCCCACCUGUGGCCGUCAUGCGCCAGCCUUACCAAAACAUUUGGCCUGGAGGGGAGAGGGGACAGAAACCCCAGUGCCUACUAUGUGGCCUUCCAUUUUUUUUCUCCUGUCUCUCAGUUGUCUUGGCUGAAAGCUCUGUUUGAGGAUUUUUUGCAGUAUUUGAGUUGGUAGCAAGUGCCUUUCUAAGAGCCGUGUCGAGGCUUCAAGUCGCGCUGCCCAGUUUGACCUCCUUGUUCUCAAAUCUCAAAGGGAUAUAAGUGUACAUUUAGAGAGUUCAAUUUCACAGCAACGCCAUUCAAGGUAUUUGAUCCAAACAGAAAUUAAUGCUCUGUACAUAUGUGUAAAUACUAAAGGAGUCGCUGUGUAUAUUUGAAAGUAACUUAAAGACAAGUCACACAUUUUUAUUAUUAUUAUUAUUGUUAUUAUUAUUAUGAUUAAUAUUAUUUUUAUUUUUUUUACAAUGCCAUUCCUUUUAUUUAUGCCAGUCAAAAUAGGCGCGUUUUAUAACACUUCAUAUCCAGAGUCCCACGGUUAAGAAUCUUUACACUGAGGUACCACCUAUAAAGGAAUUUCUGAAGGGUUUUGUAAAUGGUUUGUCAUCAAAGAAACAUUGAUGUAUUUAUUUUUUGCUCCAUUGAACAGCUUUUAAGUUACACUGAAUAAAUAAAUGAUCUUUUUUUUUUUACUUCAGUUUCUUCACUUAAAUCCAACUCUCACCAAACGGAUCAAAAUCGUUGCUACAUGGUGUAGCACUGCUGUGUUCAGUUUCAGUAUUUACACUUUGAUUCUACUAGAACAAGAACACUUACCUUUUUUUGUCCAAGUCAGCUGCACUUUGAUGGAUGAAAUUAUAAUCUGCAAAUAAAUUCAUAAUUCUUUCAUCUUCAUUUUCUCCAUUGAAGAAAAAAAAAACCUGUUUAGGGAGAUGUAAAAUGUUUAAAAUGUGUUCUUAGUCUGUCAUUAUGGCAUUGCCAAACACUACAGUUUCUUUUAACCAGCUUAUAUCUGAAGGAGUCAAAACUGUGUCGAAUCGGGCAGGAAACACUGUCUUCGGUGAUACCUUUUUAUGUGUCCUGCCUAACGAGAACACCAGUGACAUCACAAAUAGGGGCGUGGUCAGAAUUUCAACAUACAGUAAAAUCUGCUGACAGUAGAUGGUAAAAUAGCCAUCUACUCCUCCUCUAUCUGACCCAGUGAUGACUUAACCUUGUCCCUUAAGUUGUUUUUAACUCACUUUUUCUCAAAGAAAUCAGAUAUUUGUUGUUGAAUUGGGAUUUGGUUAAAAAUCAAACCGCUCCAGUACAUUUUUGGCAGGAAGUGAUCCAAACCUGCCCACCCUCUAGCCUUAAAAAGUUCUCAAACCAUUUCUAAACCCAUCACAAACCCUUUAGUUUCAGGUGCCUUACUGUAAUACAUAAUUUGUGUAAUCAAUGGUCAUCUUUUUUAUGUUGUUGGUUUGUUUUCACUAUUAAGGAAAGUAACUCUUUAAAACAGUGUGUGGUGUAUAGUGGCGUGUUUUAUUCGCCUGAGUAAAGUGCUCUCCUUGUCUCACUUUGCUAUCAUGGAGAUUUGUGGAAUAAAACACUCGAUGGAGGUUUGAAAAAAGAAAAAAAGAACAGCAACCGUGGCUCUCUUGAGAGUCAUGACUGUGGAUGUCAGUAGGUCAAAUCAUGUUUGGUUCAAAGGCUUUAAUGAAGGGAACAAUGUUUGCAAAUGUUUUUGCUACCAUGCAUAUGUGUUUUUUUAAGUUACCAACUCAGUUUCAAGUUUCCCCUUUUCAUAUCAUGUCAUUGUCUCAAAACGCCAUCAUAUUUUCUGUAAAUGGGACAUCGCAAAAUAAAGAAUUAAAGAUGCAUCACUGCUGGUGUUAUAAGCUAAAUAUGCAUAUUGUAUACAUUUUAUUCUACAAGGGACAUUGAGUUAAUUUUAUACAAAGUGCAAAGGUUUCCAUUCUUUUAGUGGAUGUUUCAUUGUUCUAAAUAAUCAUCCCAGUUAUUUAUUAAAGCAGUUUUGACACA
This is a messenger RNA of Notolabrus celidotus (New Zealand spotty), 6164 nucleotides long. It is a transcript of the gene jag2b, whose product is annotated as jagged canonical Notch ligand 2b. Gene Ontology annotation, molecular function: calcium ion binding; Notch binding. The coding region runs from base 414 to 3599 and encodes 1061 amino acids. The transcript is spliced from 24 exons. Gene Ontology annotation, biological process: Notch signaling pathway; cell communication; heterophilic cell-cell adhesion. The record is from RefSeq and is a predicted model, not a curated record. Gene Ontology annotation, cellular component: protein-containing complex; plasma membrane. NCBI's taxonomy places the organism in Eukaryota, Metazoa, Chordata, Actinopteri, Labriformes, Labridae.